Malaya genurostris is the source of this 1990-nucleotide messenger RNA. It is a transcript of the gene fidipidine, whose product is annotated as coiled-coil domain-containing protein 93. The coding region runs from base 113 to 1927 and encodes 604 amino acids. Gene Ontology annotation, biological process: Golgi to plasma membrane transport. The record is from RefSeq and is a predicted model, not a curated record. The transcript has 7 exons. Lineage: Eukaryota; Metazoa; Arthropoda; Insecta; Diptera; Culicidae.
UGUGUUUUUUUUAGAGUGCGAUAUGUUGAUUAAUUUGUUAAUUUAACUGAAAAAGUUAAUUUUGCGGUAAAUAUUCUUUUGAUUAUGCAAAUCAUUCAAUAGAAAACAAAACAUGAGUUCCAAGAACAUUUUCUCGAAACAUCUGCCAAAUAUCAAGCUUGCAACCCGCUUUGAUGCAGAUGGAAAUGAAAUUCAGGUUGAACGGCGCGAAGAUGAAGAGCAAAAGCGCAAGGAACAAGACAUUAUCGACAUAUUGGUUGGAGCCGGAUACUACAGGGCUCACAUCCAGGGUCUGUCGAUUUUCGAUAAAAUUGUUGGUGGAAUGACCUGGUGCAUUGAGGCCUGUGAUUACGAUGUCGACGUUGAUUUGUUAUUCCAUGAGAAUCUAACAAUAGGACAAAAAAUUGCUCUCACCGAAAAAAUUGUAGUCGUUCUGCCCAAAAUGAAAUGUCCCAAUCAACUUGAGCCUCAUCAGAUACAAGGACUUGAUUUUAUCAAUAUAUUCCCAGUUGUGGAAUGGCUGGUCAAACGAUCCGCUGAAAACAGAAGCGAAAAGGCAGGCCGAUUGAAGAAACUGGCUAUUUCGCAAUUUCAAAAUCAUUUUGAUCUUCAAUCAGAUCGCGAAACCAAACAAGUGCAUGCUCGACAGCUGCACAAUUUAAAAACCAUAGAAGAUAAAUACAUUCCGAAACGUCAAUUCAAACGAAAGGAAAAAGGACCGGACGAUGUGAUGAGUCGGGUACGAAUAACUUUAAUGGAAUACGGAACUAAGGAUUUCUCCGUUAAAACCAACAUUGAUAUACCGGAAAUUGAAGGCGCACAGGAACCGGAAGACGUUUUUCAAAAUGUGCUGCAAAAUAUGGAACAAGAGCUUGAUUUUGAUCAGUUAUUCAAAAACUUAUCAGUUGCCAAAGAGCAAAACAUAAUUCCCGAACUAAGUGAUUCGGAACGAGAUGCUCUCAACCAGCACUAUGAAGAUCUUAAACGGGAGAUGUCCAUCGAUACAAGUCAAUUGUCGGAGCAAAAUAAAAUCAAGACGGUACUAGCAACAAAACUGGCUCUAGAAAAGAAGUUAGAAAAGUUGAAAACAGUGAGGGAUCAACUGCAGGCUGAUACCAAUGAAAAAAGGCAAAAAUUAGAUCACAUUAAAAAUGAAAAAGAGCAGCUAGAAGAAGAAAUUCAUAAUUUGGAUAGUGUGGAAAUAAGCGAAGAAAAUCAGAAAAUUCUCACUCACGUACAGGCCCUGAUCGCACAAAACGAACAGAUGAAACAACAAGAAACUGACUUUAAGGAAAAGUGCAAGAAAGAGUUGUUUGAGCUACAAGAAAAGAUUAGGAUAGCUGAAGAAACUCCUUCGGAAGAAGAUAUUUCCAAAUACCAGGUACAGCUGGACGAGCAACAGGAACGGCGUAAAACUUUGCGUUUGCAGCUCGCCAAGAAAAACCGGGCUUACGUAUCUAUAAACCGCCAGCUGGAUAACAUUCCUGAUAGAACUGAACUGGCACAAUAUCAGCGUCGCUUCCUAGAGUUGUACAAUCAAGUCAGUGCGAAACAUCGUGAAACUAAGCAAUUCUACACUCUGUACAACACACUCGAUGACACGAAAUUGUACCUAGAGAAGGAAAUGUCGUUGUUGAAUUCAAUCUACGAAAACUACGGCAGCGCUAUGCAAUCUUUCAGCUCCAGAGAACAGUUUGUUCAGCAAUUUGAAAACAUUGUUGCAGGCAUUCGUGCCAACAAAGCGAAAGUCAAAAAGAAGUGCGAUGAUGAGCGUGCCAUACGAGACGGACUAAACGCCCAGCUCCUGUGUUUGGUGGAACAACAACGAAAAUAUGCUGCAACUGUAAAGCAAUUGACAGUGGAAUGUCAACGCAACGAAAUUCUCCUUUCCAGGCUUCAGCAGCUGCAGAAGAACGCCGCUACUUGAGAGGGAACGAAUUAUUACUUGAAAAUUUAGAUCCUAAUAAAUUCUAGAUACGCUGAGUACUAA